Molecule: messenger RNA, 5006 nt
Organism: Carica papaya (papaya)
Lineage: Eukaryota; Viridiplantae; Streptophyta; Magnoliopsida; Brassicales; Caricaceae
Product: RAF-like serine/threonine-protein kinase 20
Biological process (GO): protein phosphorylation; signal transduction
Cellular component (GO): cytoplasm
Molecular function (GO): protein kinase activity; ATP binding; protein binding
Source: RefSeq, a predicted model, not a curated record
GGAAAAGAACGUCCAUUAACCAACAAAUUUUGUGACUUCACCCUUCCUACGCGCUUAUCUUCUCUCCUCCUCACUUCACACCAUCGCCCCUCUUCCAUCUCCUCCUGUUCUUCAUCACUUCUUUCCAGAUAGUUUGAUCAGCUGAUUUUUGGCCUUCCGACUGUACGGUUGAUCAGAUUGAAGUUAGUUGCUGCAGUUUCUUUGUUGCUUGGUUUUCCUCUGAUAAUUGAAGAUCCUGUUAGAAUUUUUCCUUUUUGUUUGAAGAAAGUGGCGGUGUGUGUUUUGUUAGCGGCAGAACUUUGUUAAGCUUGGCUAUUAUUUAAGAGCAGGAUUCCAAAAUCUGCAGAAGAAUAUAUAAGAAAGCAAGCACCAUUAAGUAAAAAAGAUUGAAAGGGAAGUUGAUGCAAGAAAUGAAGGGAAAUGGAGAUUCACGUGUUGCUCCUACACUUUAAGAUUAAAAAGAGAGGCAUAUUCAAUAAGUUGAUGGCUAGUUUGCUCAAUCCUUCUUGAGCAAACAUUUGGACUUUGAAAAUGCAUCUCCUUCAUUUCUUCAGGUCUGAUUGCAGGGAUGCUGGCUAUCUCUAAGAUCAUUGAAGCAACUGGAAGUCUCCUUCCAGGUUAUGACACCUGGGAAUUGCCAAACUUCUUCUUCCUAUUUCUGUUUGGUCUUACCAUUUUAACUUUGCUGCAACAAUAGUUAUUGGUACUGUUAUCUAGGGAGUAGAAAUUGUGAUUCAGUUUGUUUGCAUGGCUGUUUCUAGAUGUGGUUCAUGUAUUUCUUGUGGCAUUGUUGGAUGGGCUUUAUGCUGAUUGAGGUUACAUACAUAGAGGGAAUCAGACGCUCUUAUAAUGGAACAGUCAAGCAGUCAGAAGUACUUCCCAUACAAUUCCAUGGAAACUGGAAAUGGAAAUGAUGAAUUCCAUUCUGCUUCUCAGGCACUUAUGCUAGAGUCUAUAAGCAGCAUGAGUAUGAGUAUGAGACCUCAAAAUAUAAAUGUUCCUGAAAUAAAACCUGUGCUUAAUUACUCAAUCCAGACAGGUGAGGAGUUUUCUCUUGAAUUUAUGCGUGAUAGGGUACAUAUUCGAAAGCCUUCCAUUCCAGAUGCUGUGGGUGACCCUAAUUAUACACCAGGUUGUAUGGAACUAAAAGGAAUUUUGGGUAUCGAUCAUAGAGGAUCUCAAAGCAGUUCAGAUAUUUCAAUGCCCACCACAAUUGAGAAAGGUCCGAAAGAGACUAACAGACACAACUCAUCUCUUCACGAUGACAGAAACAAGUAUGGUUCAGUGCAAGUAGUGCCGCAAUCUAAACCAUGUUAUGAUCGUAAUCAGGGAACUCCACAUGGUUAUCCUCCAUCUAGAGCCUCUAAAAGCUUAUCCACAAGGAUGAAGGUUCUUUGCAGCUUUGGUGGGAAAGCCCUUCCACGACCUAGUGAUGGAAAGCUGAGAUAUGUUGGAGGUGAAACACGUAUUAUGCGUAUAAGGAAAAACAUUUCUUGGGAGGAGCUCAAGCAGAAAACUUUAGCAAUUUAUAACCAGGCUCAUGUGAUAAAAUAUCAGCUUCCUGGUGAGGAUCUUGAUGCCUUGGUGUCAGUAUCUUCUGAUGAAGAUAUUCACAAUAUGAUGGAAGAAUGUAAUGAACUGGAAGAUGGAGAAGGACCACAAAAGCUCAGAAUGUUUCUUUUCUCUGUGAGUGACUUGGAUGAGGCUGAUUUUGGUCUGGGGAGCAGUAAUGGUGAUUCUGAGAUUCAGUAUGUGGUAGCUGUCAACGGCAUGGACCUGAGAUCUAGCAGGAACUCAAUCCUUCAUGGUUUAGAAAGCACUUCUGCAAACAAUUUGGAUGAACUUGAUAGAAAAAACAUUGAUGCAGUUGGAGUUGCAAGAGAGUCGAUUGGGGUUAGUGCUUCACUGUUGGCUGGAAUGAUGGUCUCAUCAUCACUCGUUCAGUCUUCUCAACCGGUACUCCCAAGUUCCACCAGUGUUGAUGAAACUUAUUCAGAGUUUUUUGGUCAUACCAUGCACCAUAGGGACACCAAGCAGUUUGAAUCAAGUAACCACGAUUCUUCUACUUCUCUUAUAGACAUUUCUAUGUCUAUGCAUCUUCCUGGCCAUGUGAAUCAACGAGAAGUUUUGACUGAAAGACAGCCAUACAAUGGUCUAAAAUCGGACAACCAGCAGGUGCUAGUGCAGGCACUAAAGCCAAAACCUGAUAUAACAGCUGGACAACAGACUAACCUUGAAAGGCGGCAGCCAUUAGAAAAGGAUAACCAACUGCUUUUGCAAGAAUGUGAUGAUAACAUGAUAAAUCGCUGUCCAGUUGAGGAGGUACCAGUGGCAAUCAACUCUGCAAUAGAAGAUCUACAUUUGUUGGCCCCCAGAAAUGAGGCAAAAGUCAUGGAAUCACUAAAGGCUUCUUCCUCAAAUGAUGCGGCAACUAGUGUUGAUGUUCCUAGGUCUGGUAAUGAUGUGCAUCAGUUAUCAUCUAGUAAUGCAUCCGGCCAUGGUUAUGCUCAUCCUGAGUCCAAUUUGAUUGAUUUGAGCUAUCUGGAGCAGCAUGUGCUUCCUCAGAGAGUAUAUUAUUCAGAGAGAAUACCCAGGGAACAGUUAGAGUUGCUUAAUCGAUUAUCAAAAUCCAAUGACUCACUGGGUUCUCAGUUUCUUAUGUCUCACUCACAUUCUGUUAUUGCACAGCAAGAGCCAGCUAAAGAAUCUAAUGAAAAAUCACAUGUUGCUAACCUGAAUAUCCAGCCUGAACCCUCCUCAACUGCAAAGCCAUUGUAUACAAAUUCACCUAGCAUUCAUGAUGGCUUUGUGCAACUUCAAAAUUACAAAGAUGUUACUGAGGCAAUUUCUCGGACUUCAAAGCGUUGGGAGGAACAUUUGAACUCUGAAUUUGAGCAGGUAAUUUCAGGCCCUGUGACUGGUAAUGAUGCUGCAAACAAGGAUACGAUGCUUAAAGUUAAAUUUGAGAAAAACUAUCCUCUAGAAGCUGGAAAUGAAGUUCCUGCUGUGGACCAUGUAGCUUCUACUUCGCAGCCUGAUAUUCAUCCAGUUAAAGCUUCUGUUGGAGUUUCUACUUCUGAGCAGGGAGACAUUGUUAUUAAUAUUGAUGACCAUUUCCCUCCUGAUUUCUUCUCUGAUAUAUUUUCUAAAGCAACGGUUUCUGACGAUUCCCCUGCUAUUCGUACCCUGCAUCAGGAUGGAGCUGGUUUGAGCUGGAACAUGGAAAAUCAUGAACCUAAGCGUUGGUCAUAUUUCCAGAAGCUGGCAAAAGAUGGAUUUGGCCAAAAGGAUGUUUCUUUUAUUGACGAACAUGAUGGAUUUUCAUCACCACAUCCCGAUGUUGAAGGAGAUUGUAAAUUAUCUCAGUUUACACCUAUAAUAAGAGAGGAAGUCAGCUUUAUUGGGGAAGAUAAAAAUGAUUUACCUGCGAGGGCUGGACCUGGCAACAAUGAGAUGCUCUCAAAUUUAGAUCAUUCCCAUGUGAAGGUCACUGAACAUAUGCAGUCUGAUGUUACGAUGGAAAACCUUAGAACACUUGAGUCGGAGUAUGAGGAUUUGUACUCAGGGAAGAUGAUUGGCAAUGCUAGGAUAAGCUCAGGACUAUACCUACUUCAACUCAAUCCUUCUAGAGAACAAACUCACAAUGCUAUCUCUGAGGGGACAAGAGAAAUGAGGCGCGCUGGUCUUCCUCCCCUGGAUCCUUCCCUAGGAGAUUUCGAUAUACAUACCUUGCAGUUCAUUAAGAACGAAGAUCUUGAAGAGCUGAGGGGGCUUGGUUCUGGUACAUUUGGGACUGUAUAUCAUGGAAAAUGGAGAGGAACUGAUGUUGCCAUCAAGAGAAUAAAGAAGAGUUGCUUCACUGGGCGAUCAUCAGAGCAAGAGAGACUAACGGUAGAGUUCUGGCGAGAGGCUGACAUUCUCUCAAAGUUACAUCAUCCAAAUGUUGUGGCAUUUUAUGGUGUAGUUCAAGAUGGACCUGGUGGUACGCUAGCUACUGUGACAGAGUACAUGGUUGACGGAUCCCUUAGACAUGUUUUACUUCAGAAAGAUAGGUACCUUGAUCGCCGGAAGAGGCUAAUAAUUGCUAUGGAUGCCGCGUUUGGAAUGGAAUAUUUGCAUUCAAAGAAUAUUGUGCAUUUUGAUUUGAAAUGUGACAACUUGCUAGUGAACUUGAAAGAUCCAUCUAGACCAAUUUGCAAGGUUGGUGAUUUUGGGUUGUCAAAGAUCAAGAGAAAUACCUUGGUAUCUGGUGGUGUACGGGGAACUCUACCGUGGAUGGCUCCGGAGUUGCUAAAUGGUGGCAGCAACAAAGUCUCAGAAAAGGUUGAUGUGUUCUCCUUUGGAAUUGUCUUAUGGGAGAUUCUCACUGGGGACGAGCCAUAUGCCAAUAUGCACUAUGGUGCGAUAAUCGGAGGAAUUGUAAAUAACACAUUGAGGCCAACCAUUCCAAGCUUCUGUGAUCCUGAAUGGAGAAGGUUAAUGGAAGAGUGUUGGGCACCUAACCCGGCAGCCAGGCCAUCUUUCACUGAAAUAGCGGGUCGGUUACGAGUAAUGUCGGCAGCUGCUAGCCAAACCAAGGGACAUGGUUACAAGACAUCUAAAUAACGACGACAAUGCAACAUCCUGCAUUUCGCUGUCGGUGGCCUGAUUUGUUUGAGAAACUUGUCAAAUGAAUGGUAAAUUCCUUAUGGAGAUGAUAUGGCUCAGUGUUGCUUCCAGAAGUGUCACUAUUUCCGCAUAACCUAAAAGGUCUGCACAUCUUACUCAGUAUCCUUUUUCUCCCUACUCUUCCACCAAGAGAAAAGAUGCCGCCUCUCUUUAAAUUUGGUGGGAAUUUUGGAGAUGGCAUAUAUGUAAUGUAGUAAAUGCUUGAAACUGGAAUAGGUUGUACAUUUAGCAGUCAUUUUCUCCUCUAUAUGGGGACUAUUUAAAAAUAAUUUAUUGUAAAGGAUUAUAAACUAUGUGUAUACAAAAAGUGUUUGUUUGAAGUAAAAGUUUGUUCUGUU